CAAAUCUGUUGAAAAAAAUUCUGCUUUUAACCCACUUAUCCAUACAGAUAUUGAGCAAAACUGGCCCACAACUGCAUCGCAAUUUGCAUUUGUGUGAUUAAAGCUACUGAAUACAUGCAUGGAUGCACAUUAAUGUAGCCUAUACUUUGUGACAUGGCUAAACUAACUUUUGAAAUUAUCCUCGUGUUUUCCUUUUCUUUUCUUUUUUGUCUAAUUAUGUGGAUAAUUGAGUGAUGAACCCAUUGGUGCCAGGGCCCAAACUUUUGAAUCCACUAUGUAUGAUAUCAUGAGCGCUCGUUCAGAUUGUGCAUUAUAUAUAUAACACCAUGAGCAAGUAAGAACAUUGGCUUGAAACAAACAAAAAUAGAAGUAAAGAUGUCCUUAUCUGCAUCAAAAUAUUAAAGAACUCAAAAACAGUGGGCGCUGAGUUGCAUGUCUGUUUAAGAGUGUGGUCACUCUAUGAGUGCAGUUUGGCUGAGACAUUCAUACAUAAAUGUAAGUGAAUUUUAGGAGAGCCGCCUGCCCAUCAGCCCACGCACGCAGAGCCCCAUUGAUCCGCGUCCUUUUUCCAUUUCAUUCCCGUCCACCGGCCAAGCGAUGAGGCUGCCUAGAUGACUGCAAUCCGCCUUUAACCUAAUUGCUUUUCACCGACAUCAGCUGCUCGCAGCCGCCAUCCGACAUGAGCGGGGCAUUUCUUGCCUCUUUGGCUGCACUUGUGCUUGCGAGCGGCUGUUCUUCCAGCAGCGUCCCUUCGGUCCUGACGCCCUUCACCGACUGCAUCCGAAGCCGUGGGAGAGACGGCUUCUACGGGGGAGCCGUAGACGUCACCGAGUCCGGCACCCGGUGCAUGAACUGGACCGAUGUGGCCGGAUUCAAGGAGCGCCAUCCGGGCAAAGGGAUAGGGGAUCACAAUCACUGCCGCAAUCCCGACGCCAGGAUCCGACCCUGGUGCUUUUUCAGGAACCACAAAGGCAGAAUAGACUGGGGGUAUUGCGACUGUAAACAAGGCUCAGUGCGCCUGCAGGGAGGCCGCUCCAAGCUGGACGGCAGGGUGGAGGUGUACCUGGGAGGAGUUUGGAGAUCUGUGUGCGGCCAUGACUGGGGGGACGGAGACGCCGCGGUGGUGUGCAGACAGCUGGGCAACGGUAUGUCAGGUCAUGCCCGGGCAGUUCCUGUAUUUCACCCGGGCAUGGCCAAGCUCCAUUGGAUGGAGGUCCAUUGCCAGGGAGAAGAGCCAGAUCUGCUCCAUUGUCGUAAAACGACUUCUAAUGGAAAUACGUGUUCUGUGGCUGCAGCUGUCACCUGCACACAACAGCAAGCGGCCAUGACGCUUCCUAUUCGGCUGGUGGGAGGUCGCUCGGAGUCUGAAGGCACAGUUGAAGUUUUCCAUGCAGGGCAGUGGGGUUCCAUUUGUGAUGACCAAUGGGACGACAGUGAUGCGGAGGUGGUAUGUCGACAGCUAGGGCUGAGUGGUGUUGCUAGAGCGUGGGGCCAGGCACAUUUUGGCAAGAGCUCAGGCCACGUGUGGCUCGACGAGGUGCGGUGCACAGGCAACGAGCUCACUCUGGACCAGUGUCCCAAAAGCGCCUGGGGGGAGCAUAACUGUCUCCAUACUGAGGAUGCAGGAGUUUCCUGCAGCCGUCUUACAGACGGUACCAUCAGGUUAAUUGGGGGUGCUGCAGGUCAUGAAGGACGUGUAGAAAUCUUCUACAGGGGUCAGUGGGGGACAGUGUGUGACGACGGCUGGACAGACUCCAACACGCAAGUGGUGUGUCGACAGCUUGGUUACAGAGGAGGAGCAACUGUCCUUUCUGACGGUCCAGACAACAGUCCAGUGUCCCGCUUUGGGAUGGGGUCAGGUCCUAUUCUUGUGGAUGAUGUGAGCUGCACAGGAAAAGAACCCAGCCUUUUGUUGUGCAACAGGAGGGAAUGGCUCCGCCAUGACUGCACACACAGUGAAGAUGUCAACGUUGUGUGCCACCCUGACCGCAGUGGAGGCAUUCUUCCUACCAGUAUGCCGGUGAGGCUUGUGGGAGGAGAAAGCCCCAGGGAAGGUCGUGUUGAGCUCUACCUGUCUGGUCAGUGGGGGACUGUCUGUGAUGAUGGAUGGACUGAUCAUGACGCUGAAGUGGUGUGCCGGCAGCUGGGCUACAGUGGCAAUGCUAAGGCCCGUGUGAUGGCAUACUUUGGGGAAGGGACAGGUCCAAUCCAUGUGGACAAUGUGAAGUGCAAUGGUGGGGAGCAGUCGCUAGCAGACUGUGUCAAACAGACGCCCGGCACGCACAACUGCCGCCACAGUGAGGACGCCGGGGUCAUCUGUGACUAUGGUGAAACACAGCAAAGCUACAAAGAGGUCAAAGAUCCUGUCAGCUCCAUUUGUGGUCUGAGGCUCGUACACACUCGCCAGCGCCGAAUCAUUGGGGGAGAAAACUCUCUGAGGGGUGGCUGGCCAUGGCAAGCAGCUAUUCGUUUGCGUGGAUCUAAAGGAGACGGGAGGCUGGUGUGUGGCGCAACUCUCAUUGACACCUGUUGGGUUCUCACCUCUGCACACUGCUUCAAAAGGUAUGGAAACAGCACCAAGCAGUAUAAAGUAAGAGUGGGCGACUACCACUCCCUCGUCCCUGAGGAGUACGAAGAAGAGUUCGGUGUUGAGGAAAUUGUCUUCCAUCCAAGCUACCACUCCCACAGCAACGACUAUGACCUGGCGCUGGUCCACCUGUCACCGGGGGCAAUAGGCCAGACGCCAGGAGAGUGUGUGUCAUUCAGCCGUCACGUCCUUCCCGCCUGCCUGCCCAUGAGGAAAGAGAGAGUUCUCAAACAAGCCAGCAACUGUCACAUUACCGGCUGGGGUGAUACAGGUCGCUCAUACUCGAAGACCCUGCAGCAAGCCCCUCUGUCUCUCCUCCCCCGCCGCCACUGCCAUCAGUAUUUCCAGAGUGCCUUCACGAGCCGCAUGCUCUGCGCCGGCAGCAUCCAGCCAGAGAGGCGUGUGGACAGUUGCCGUGGCGACAGUGGAGGUCCAUUAGUGUGUGAACGUCCAGGGGGGGGUUGGGUGGUUUACGGGGUCACAUCCUGGGGUCAUGCCUGCAGGACACAACAGUCUCCUGGUGUUUACACCAAAGUUUCUGCUUUCAGCUCUUGGAUACGCAAAGUAAUCGGACGUAAUGAGAAAAAGCGAUGACCAGUGACUGAAGCUGAAACAACUGACCACUCAAGGACAGUAAAUGACUCUCGGGACUCUAUGAUUCAGAUGACAACCAAUGCAGCACUGUAUCUCAGUCAUAAAUAUACGAUGUCACAACAAGACGUGAUUAGAAGGUGAUGCAGCUAUUAAUCUGGCUUUCAGACGGAAAGGCUAGAAGGACAAAGACAAAAAUUAUCAUCUAAAUUCUUUUUAUUUCAUUUUUUUGGAAAGUCUCUGCAUUUACUCAAAUCCUCAGCACUUAGAAGCUGCAUAUAUGACAGUAUAUAAAAUCCAUAGCUUAACUAUCUAUUUUUUAUUUUAACAUUGCUUUAUAGAUAUUUUUUUAAAUGUUUUCUGUGCUUGCUUUUGUUUUCAUCUAAAUUUUAUUUAUAAUAUGGAAUGCGAUAUUGAAAAGGGACCAAACACAUGGAGGACAGUUGGUGCAUGCACUCAUGCAUUGGGAGUAAUCAAUUGCAUGACUGAAUUUGCAUACUUGCACUAAAACCCCCUCUUUGGUACUUUUACUGCAUGAUAUUCAAUGCCUCUGUGUUAGACAUGGUAGUCAUAUUGACAUUAGCUGAAGUGACAUUGUCUCUAAAACUCAUUUCGUUCUUGUUUACGAGCAUUUCCUUUGUUUUACUUUGUGCUGAGAGCAGGUUUCAGGUCUUAAUAAUUCUCAGGCUUUUUUACUUGAUAUAGCAAAUAUAAGUUCUUCACAGUGUGUGGAGUGAUGUUUGCAAAGAAAAAAGUUUAAUUGGAGCACAAAACAGUAUUUUCGAGUACUUGAUCAUUGUCGGGUAAUUCAGAGUUAUCAUGCUUUUGAUAACAAGUAAUGACACUUGAAGACUAAGGAACACAAUACUUCAUUCUCAUUUGUUGUUUGUUUUGAGUUAUGUUAUAACUAUAAAGUUCCCUUAUAUAUAAAAAUAAUUUGUAUUAAGUCAAAGUCUGUGUUGUUUUUAUUCAGGACACUUACAAUCUUUGAUACAUAAUGGCAUUAAUUGUUUGUGGUUACUGUAUGUAUUGGGAAUUUUGUUUCUCAUUUCGUCAAAUAUCAUUAGGUACCAUCUCCUGGAGCUGCAUAACUUUUUUUUUUUUCCCCUUUUUGUCUGACCACAAGCUGUCAAACAGAGCACUCCCAUGUAAGAAAGUGUGUAAGCAAAUACCUACGCACAGCUUAUGUCGCACAGUGCAGACAGGAAUUUACAUGGCAAACAAAGUUGGACCAACUGUCAGAGAGAAAACCUGAAUGACGGCUUUAUGUAGACCUGGAAAUAUAGAUGCAUUUUGCAUAGCUGUUACUGCUAUUGUACUUCAAUUCUUUAUGUACUUCAAAUGGAUGUGAAAACAUUUUAAAUGUUAUAAUUUGACAUGAAUAUUAAACUUAUCUGUUACACACUGUUUUAAAUUGAAGGUCUGGUCCCACAAACCAAAGGCUAUCUGGUCAUUUCCUUGACAGAAAUUAGACUGCAAAGUGGUUUUCAUUGUAUUAUUAACUUAAAAAAUAACUCAACUUAAUGCUACUAAAUAAACAGAGCAUAUGUUAUCUUUUUAAAAGUGCAAACAUACAGAAUAAAGUAAA
Messenger RNA from Menidia menidia (Atlantic silverside), 4766 nucleotides. The record is from the annotation of a GenBank genome assembly. Lineage: Eukaryota; Metazoa; Chordata; Actinopteri; Atheriniformes; Atherinopsidae.